This is a messenger RNA of Drosophila ficusphila, 1507 nucleotides long. Its product is annotated as chondroitin proteoglycan 2. Gene Ontology annotation, molecular function: chitin binding. The coding region runs from base 35 to 1507 and encodes 490 amino acids. NCBI's taxonomy places the organism in Eukaryota, Metazoa, Arthropoda, Insecta, Diptera, Drosophilidae. The transcript is spliced from 2 exons. Gene Ontology annotation, cellular component: extracellular region. The record is from RefSeq and is a predicted model, not a curated record.
ACUACUUCAAAUAGGACAACUUCGAUCGGUUGAAAUGCGGAAAGUCAAUGGAAGUGGCUUUCGGAUAGUUCUCCUGCUGAGCGUUCUGCAGAUUGCUGUUGGCCAGCUGGCAAGCGUUUGCCUUCUCGAAGAGGACGGCACUCGCCUCCCGCUGGCCACCCACUGUGCCCGCUUUGUGGUCUGCCAGAGGGGUGAGGUCGCCAUCAUUGGCAGCUGUCCGCGGGGUCUUCACUUCAAUCGGGAGCUGCGGGAGUGCGAUUUCCAGUGGCGAGCCAAUUGCCUGGGACUCUCGGCCUUCGCCGCAGAGGAUGAUCAGUGCACCUGCGACUGCUGUGCCGAGGAGUGCCAGGAUGCCAUCGAGGAGAUUGAGGAGACGACGACAACCGACUGUGAUCCGGACACGCCCACUUCGGUGACAUCGGAUCCCUCCGAUUCCACGGAUCCCACGGAUUCCCCGGCUCCCUCGGACUCCACCGAUUCCACGGACGAGACCACGGAGUACGAUGACGCGAGCAACUCCUCCAACACGACUCCUUCGACUCCUUCGGGCGUGGUGCCCUCGAAUUGCAAGAGUUCUCGCACGGAUUGCGUGGACAAGCCAACCGGCACCUACGUGGAGUUGCCCGGAAUCUGUGUGAGCUUCCUGCAGUGCAACGACAGGUGCGCCGAGGAGUUCACAUGUCCAUCGGGUCUGUACUUUAAUAAGAAUACAAACGAUUGCGAUUACUGGUGGGUGGUGGACUGCACCCCCACCGCCGAUGCCUCCGAUGAGGUGGUAGGUCCCUCGGGAACCACCUGCUCCAGCCAGGGGGUGUGCAGAGGCCAGAAGGACGGAGCCAUGCUCAAGGACCCGGACUCGAACGGAUACUUUGUGUGCCAGUGCCAGUGCCCCAUUGCGAUGCCCUGCUCCGAGGAGCUGACCUUCAACCAGACCGCCCAAGUCUGCGAUUGGAAGAGGAAUGCGAGUAAUUCGGAUAAUGAUGGGGAAGGUGCUGCCUCCUCCCGGGUUGUGUGUCCCGAUGGCCUGGUGUACAAUGCCACCGCGGAUCAGUGCGACUGGCCGGUCAACUAUGUGCCCGAGGUGCCGUGCAAUUCGACGAGCAGCGUGUGCCAAAAUCAGCCGGAGGGCGAGCUCUUCGCGGUGGAGGGCAAGUGCAACAUGUUCUACAAGUGCAACUUCAACUGCGCCGUGGAGCAGUACUGUCCGGACAACCUGGUCUACGAUCCUGAUAUCGAAGAGUGCACCUAUCCGCAGUUCUACGAUUGCCCGUGGGAAUACACCCGUCCAUCGGGUCCAAGUGCCGGUCCCUCGGGAAUCGCCUGCGAGGCAAACGGGCGCUGUUCAGGCAAACCCGAGGGCACCUACCUGCCCUCCACCACCGACUGCGGCAGCUUCUCCGUCUGCCAGUGCGAGUGCGAGGUGGAGAUGGAGUGUCCCGAGGGGUUGUACUGGGACCAGGAGAUGGAGACCUGCAACUACGAGACAGACGUGGCCUGCUCGCUUUAA